Molecule: messenger RNA, 936 nt
Organism: Fusarium redolens
Lineage: Eukaryota; Fungi; Ascomycota; Sordariomycetes; Hypocreales; Nectriaceae
Exons: 1
Coding region: 1-936 (311 amino acids)
Molecular function (GO): oxidoreductase activity
Source: RefSeq, a predicted model, not a curated record
AUGACUAAAGGCGUAUCCUUCAACCCAGAUAAAGAUAUUCCUGACCUCUCGGGGAAAGUGAUACUAGUCACAGGAGGGAAUACUGGACUAGGUUUUGAAGUCAUCUAUCAGCUGUCCAAGCACAAGCCCAAGCACAUAUACCUCGCAGCCAGAUCGGAAGAAAAGGCAAACGAAGCGAUCAAGACACUCCGGGAGAAGAAUCCUAAUGUGGGACCCAUUACUUUUCUUCAGCUUGACCUAGGCUCAUUUACGAGCAUCAAGGCAGCUGCAGCUUCAUUCAUAUCCAUGUCCGACAGGCUGGACAUCUUGAUAAAUAAUGCUGGUAUCAUGGCUGUACCAGAGGGUCUGACGGAGGAUGGAUAUGAGAUCCAGUUCGGGACAAACCAUGUCGGUCCUGCGCUCUUCACGACGCACCUCCUGUCAAUCCUUAAAGCAACCGCCGCUGAAUCUACCGAUGCACGAGUUGUGUUUCUCAGCUCUGAACUUGAGAAUAUGGCACCGAAGAAUUCCUAUCUCUUGGAUGGACUGAAGACUACUUUGCCCCAGUUGUCUACGUGGGCUCGUUACGGCCAGUCGAAGCUAGCCGCCGUGCACUACGCCCAGGCACUGGCAAAUCAUAACCCAGACCUCAAAGUUAUGAGUAUCCAUCCGGGAGUCAUUGCAACAAACCUCAGCGGCCCCGUGGUCAAGAAUUAUAACUUUUUGAUGGCCGCAUUGUUCAAGGUUGCCAUGAAAUUCGUUACCGUGAGCGUCGAGGAAGGGACGCUGAACCACCUGUGGGCAGCAACUAGUCCCGAUGCUAAGUCUGGUGUUUUCUACUUUCCUGUAGGUAUUCAAGGGAAAGGCUCGUCUCUAAGCAAAAACAGUAAGCUUCGUGACCAGCUGUGGGACUGGACGGAAACAGAGCUCAAAUCACAUGUUACCAUGGUCAAUUAA